Manis javanica (Malayan pangolin) is the source of this 4732-nucleotide messenger RNA. Lineage: Eukaryota; Metazoa; Chordata; Mammalia; Pholidota; Manidae. The record is from RefSeq and is a predicted model, not a curated record.
AUGUGUAAAUCACUGCGUUACUGCUUUAGUCAUUGUCUCUAUUUAGUAAUGACAAGACUGGAAGAAGUAAACCGAGAAGUGAACAUGCAUUCUUCAGUGCGGUAUCUUGGCUAUUUAGCCAGAAUCAACUUCCUGGUUGCUAUAUGCUUAGGUCUUUAUGUAAGAUGGGAAAAAACAGCAAAUUCCUUAAUUUUGGUAAUUUUUAUUCUUGGUCUUUUUGUUCUUGGAAUUGCUAGCAUACUCUAUUAUUACUUUUCAAUGGAAGCAGCAAGUUUGAGUCUCUCCAAUCUCUGGUUUGGAUUCUUGCUUGGCCUCCUAUGUUUUCUUGAUAAUUCAUCCUUUAAAAACGAUGUGAAAGAAGAAUCAACCAAAUAUUUGCUCCUAACCUCCAUAGUAUUAAGGGUAUUAUGCUCUUUGGUGGAGAGAAUUUCUGGUUAUGUCCGUUAUCGACCCACUUUACUAACCACAGUUGAAUUUCUGGAACUUGUUGGAUUUGCUGUUGCCAGCACAAUUAUGUUGGUGGAGAAGUCUUUGAGUGUUAUUUUACUCGUUGUAGCUUUGGCCAUGCUGCUUAUUGACCUGAGAAUGAAGUCUUUCCUAGCUAUUCCAAACUUAGUUAUUUUUGCAGUCUUACUGUUUUUCUCCUCAUUGGAAACUCCCAAAAAUCCAGUUGCAUUUGCAUGUUUUUUUAUUUGCUUGAUAACUGAUCCUUUCUUUGACAUUUAUUUUAGUGGACUUUCAGUGACUGAAAGAUGGAAACCCUUUUUGUACCGUGGAAGAAUUUGCAGAAGACUUUCAGUAGUUUUCACCGGAAUGAUUGAGCUUACAUUUUUUAUUCUUUCAGCAUUUAAACUUAGAGACACUCAUCUCUGGUACUUUGUAAUACCAGGCUUUUCCAUUUUUGGAAUUUUCUGGAUGAUUUGCCAUAUUAUUUUUCUUUUAACUCUAUGGGGGUUCCAUACCAAAUUAAAUGACUGCCAUAAAGUAUAUUUUACCCACAGGAUAGAUAGCAAUAGCCUUGAUAGAAUCAUGGCAUCUAAAGGAAUGCGUCAUUUUUGCUUAAUUUCAGAGCAGUUAGUUUUUUUUAGUCUUCUUGCAACAGCAAUUCUGGGAGCAGUUUCCUGGCAGCCAACAAAUGGAAUCUUCUUGAGCAUGUUUCUAAUUGUUUUGCCAUUGGAAUCCAUGGCUCAUGGGCUCUUCCAUGAAUUGGGUAGCUGUUUAGGUGGAACUUCUGUUGGAUAUGCUAUUGUGAUUCCUACCAACUUCUGCAGCCCUGAUGGUCAGCCAACACUUCUUCCACCAGAACACGUACAGGAGUUAAAUUUUAGGUCUACUGGCAUGCUCAAUGCUAUCCAAAGAUUUUUUGCGUAUCAUAUGAUUGAGACCUAUGGAUGUGACUAUUCCACAAGUGGACUGUCUUUUGAUACUCUACAUUCCAAACUGAAAGCUUUCCUUGAACUUCGGACUGUGGAUGGACCUAGACAUGAUACAUAUAUUUUGUAUUACAGUGGGCACAGCCAUAGUACAGGAGAGUGGGCUCUUGCAGGUGGGGACAUACUACGCCUUGACACACUUCUAGAAUGGUGGAGAGAAAAGAAUGGUUCCUUCUGUUCCCGACUCAUUAUUGUAUUAGACAGUGAGAAUUCAACCCCUUGGGUGAAAGAAGUGAGAAAAAUCAGUGACCAGUAUAUUGCAGUGCAAGGAGCAGAACUGACAAAGAUAGUAGACAUUGAAGAAGCUGACCCACCACAGCUGGGUGACUUUACAAAAGACUGGGUAGACUAUAACUGCAACUCCACUAAUAACAUCUGCUGGACUGAUAAGGGACGCACAGUGAAAGCAGUAUAUGGUGUGUCAAAACGGUGGAGUGACUACACUCUACAUUUGCCGACGGGAAGUGAUGUGGCCAAGCAUUGGAUGUUACACUUUCCUCGUAUUACAUAUCCACUAGUGCAUUUGGCAAACUGGUUGUGUGGUCUGAACCUGUGUUGGAUCUGCAAAACUUGCUUUAGGUGCUUGAAAAGAUUAAAAAUGAGUUGGUUUCUUCCUACUGUGCUGGACACAGGACAAGGCUUCAAACUUGUCAAAUCUUAAUUUGCAACCCAAAGUGUAAACCCAUUAUUGGGAGUUCAUACUACCAGUUGUCACUGACUUGCCAUUUUUUUGUAUAUUGUGUUUUGUUUGUGAAAAAUACCUUGCUACUCUGUAGCUGCUCUCACUUUAUCUUUUCUCAAGUAAUUAUGCCAUAUGUAAGAUGUUGGGAAUAAGCAUUAUUUUAUACUAAAAGUAUGUGGGGAGUCAUAAAUGCUGACUAUAUAAAUGCAGAAGAGAGGUUAAAAGUAGCAACGCACUUUGAGGAAUAUUUACAUAUGCCUCUGAUUAGAAAGAAAACAUUUGACUAUGCUCUGCAGUAGCCAAUGAAGAAUUACUAAUGCCUUAUUUUCUAGGCAUAGAUUAGAGAAUAUAGAUCAGUUUGUUUACUUUAUGAAAAAACUGCCAAUUUGCUUACAGAGGAUUAUUUUUUGUGAACAGUAGAUUUGAGUCAAAGACCAUUUGAAGACUGUACAAACUCUUUCUUAGAAAAAAAGAAGUCUGCCUGAAAUGAAUAUAAAAUUUGCUUAUAGUCCAUCACAUUCAGGUGUCUUCAUUGUGACCUGGUACCAGUAUAGCAAAGAAGCCCAAAUCACCCUUUAGAUCAAAACAUUAUUCAUUAGGGAACUGUUAAGAAGUUAAAGCCUACAAGUUGCCUUUUCAUGCAUUGGUGGGGGUGGGGAAUGAUCUCUGAAAACACUGGCAAUUUUUAAGUCUUUCUCAGGGUAACAAUAUUUUCUUCAUGAACAAUGUUUUCAGCUACAAAUUCCUUCCAAAUUGUCUUCCCUUUCAAAAAAAAUUUAUAAAAGAAAUUUAGCAACUUCUCAUUUAAUCUAUUUGCAGUAUUCAGAAAUGACUUUGAUCUCUAUAAAGCUAAUGCUCUGCAAUGAAAAUUAUUUCACAAAUCCCCCAUUAGUGAUAAUAUUUUUUCUACUAAAGGUCAAAGUAUUGGAAACAGGUCAUUUUUUUCUUGUAUUAUGUAAAAAGUAUUCAUAUUGGCACUUCUUUUAGUUAUGCAUAAUGGUGUGGUUGUAAUGUUUAAAACUUAAUUCAGUGUUUUGUCUGAUUAGAGCAGGCACUGAUCAGGGUAUCUCCGAAGAAGUGAUUUACCUCCUAUUCCCUUCCAAUAAUCCUUAUAGUCUAAAUUUUCAUCUCAAAGACGACAUAACAAGAAGGGAAUAGAAUUAAACCGGGGGAUAAUCUAAUCUUUUUGUUGUUUAAAUUGUGCAACUUCUCACCAUUGAAGCCAUUUUUCCAGCCUCUGAGGGAGGAAAUAUGCCUCUACCUUUUUAUACCUGGUGACUUGAAAAUUGAAGUUUUAAUUAGAAGUCACUUAGUGUCAGGGAACUGAUAUGCCACAAUCUAUGCAGCAUUGUUAUAGUCUUAUUAUUUCUGUGUUUUGGAUAUGAUUUUCCUAAUGCUUUGAAUAAAAUUUUUCAUGUAACAUGCAAAUAAGUUACUGAAUAUUUUACUAUAUUAAAAGUGAUAAUCAUUAAAAAUGCCCAUAUAUUAGAUUUCAUGGUUCAUAGAGGGUGAUUUGAGAAUUUCCAAUAUUUUUGGUUAAUUUUAUAUCAACACCAUCCAAAUGAAAUAGUAUAGUGUUCAUUAAUAUUGAGGAAUAGUAUAGCAGAAAAGCCAAGUGUUAAAAUUAUGAGCUUACAACUUCAAAAAAAGAGAAAUUAACUUUCAGUAAAAUCUCCUUUUAAAUUACUGUGAUAAUAUUGAGCAAAUAGCUUUUAACUAAAGCAUAACUCUUUACUCUGAGAAAGUCAAAUGUUGAGGUAUAUUCUAUAUUCUUUAUAAAGUAGUAGUAGUAAAAUGGCACUGAAAGUCAUAUUCAAAAGUUAGCAGACAGUUUUACAGCCACAAAGCUAAUGUUUUCUCUGAAAGUACAACCAAAAAAGGUUUGGGCUAAAAAUGUGACUUCAGCCAAUUUAUUAUUUGUUGUUAAUAAGUUUUGGAAUAUCCACUUUGAUUAAUUCUCCUACUCAAACAAAAAAGUACAAAUGACUCUUAGGAGACUGCAUGCUAAAUUAAAGCUGUGAAUUUUAAAACAUUAAAGUAACUGAUACUAUAAAGAAGGAAUAUUACAGGAAGGAAUGAAUUGAUUUAUACUUUUACCUAAAGAUUAAUAGAUCUGACAGUUAAUAAGACCAGUUUUCUUAUAGCUGUUAUUUUAUAUAUCAUAUGUUAAAGAGUUACUUGGAGUGAUAGGAAUUAUUUUAGGGCAAAACUUUACCAUUCCACUAAAAAGAAAUAGAUAAUGUGGAGAUAUUUUUCAGCAUAAUGCUGUCUUGUUUCCUUGUAUAUACCUUGCUGAAACCACAAAAGCACUAUUCCCAAAGAACAUCUUUUUUAAAAGUGUACACUGUGGUGUGAUAAAUUAAGGAAAUUCUUUUUCAUCCCAUUAUUUUUCAUAUAUGCUAUUAUUUCAUUCAUACAUUUUGUUUUAAUUUGCUCUGACUAAUCUCUUCUUCCCUGGGAUAAUUGGAUUUAUCUUUGCAUAGCUUUCUACCUUGAUCUUAAUAAAUACAAAAUUGUACAGAUCUUUUUCAGAAGACCAUUUUUAUGACCAGUGUUUUUAUAUAAGUCCUAUGCUUUUAAAAAAUUACAUUGCUAAUUAAAAUAUACUUAUACUUAA